Racocetra persica is the source of this 285-nucleotide messenger RNA. Lineage: Eukaryota; Fungi; Glomeromycota; Glomeromycetes; Diversisporales; Gigasporaceae. The record is from the annotation of a GenBank genome assembly.
AUGUUUUUGAAUAUUAGUUGGCUUGGAAUUUUUGAUGUUUGGGAAAUUUGGGUGCUUGAUUUUUUGAAAGGUAGUUUAAAUAGUACAUACAAUUUUGACAUAUUCAAUUGUUUUUGUGAUGGUUUUGGCAAUAGUUCAGGUGGUGCUUUAGGUCGUGCUUUAGGUCGUGCUUCAGGUGGCACUUUGUGUGGUGCUUCAGGUAGUGCUUCAGGUGGUACUUCAGGUGAUGCUUCAGAGGCAGCGUUGAUCAUUAAAGAUUUUCGAACCAAAAAUAUCAAAAAAUAA